GGAACGGGGGUGUGCGGAGAGGGAAAGGUUAAUGGACUGCGGAUGGUUAGGGACGGAGAAGUUCUGUUGGUCUCCAUUUCUUCAGACACACGCAGACACACGACGUGCAUGAAGCGGGAGUCGCCCUUGUCUGCCGGGACGGCCGGCUGUUUGCCUGGCACCGGAGCAUCCCCCCUCUCCGCAUUCCCGAGGUGGUUCAGCCCGAGAGGCCGGCGUCUUUCCCCCAGUUUGCCGUUCACCCUGAGCGCUCGGGACUUGCCGAUAGUGGUGACGGCGGCAACAUGUCUGUGGCGUUCGCAGCCCCGAGGCAGCGAGGCAAGGGGGAGAUCACUCCCGCUGCAAUCCAGAAGGUAUCAGCAGAUGUUGCACACAAACUUGGUAUACCUUGCUACAAUAGCAGAUUCUAAUCAAAAUAUGCAGUCACUUUUACCAGCACCACCCACACAGAAUAUGCCUAUGGGUCCUGGAGGGAUGAAUCAGAGCGGCCCUCCCCCACCUCCACGCGCUCACAACAUGCCUUCAGAUGGAAUGGUAGGUGGGGGUCCUCCUGCACCACACAUGCAGAACCAGAUGAACGGCCAGAUGCCUGGGCCUAACCAUAUGCCUAUGCAGGGACCUGGACCUAAUCAACUCAAUAUGACAAACAGUUCCAUGAAUAUGCCUUCAAGUAGCCAUGGAUCCAUGGGAGGUUACAACCAUUCCGUGCCAUCAUCACAGAGCAUGCCAGUACAGAAUCAGAUGACAAUGAGUCAGGGGCAACCAAUGGGAAACUAUGGCCCCAGGCCAAAUAUGAAUAUGCAGCCAAACCAAGGUCCAAUGAUGCAUCAGCAGCCUCCUUCUCAGCAAUUCAAUAUGCCACAAGGAGGAGGGCAGCAUUACCAAGGACAGCAGCCACCUAUGGGAAUGAUGGGUCAAGUUAACCAAGGCAAUCAUAUGAUGGGUCAGAGACAGAUUCCUCCUUAUAGACCACCUCAGCAGGGGCCACCACAGCAGUACUCAGGCCAGGAAGACUAUUAUGGAGACCAAUACAGUCAUGGUGGACAAGGUCCUCCAGAAGGCAUGAACCAGCAAUAUUAUCCUGAUGGUCAUAAUGAUUACGGUUAUCAGCAACCGUCGUAUCCUGAACAAGGCUACGAUAGGCCUUAUGAGGAUUCCUCACAACAUUACUACGACGGAGGAAAUUCGCAGUAUGGCCAACAGCAAGAUGCUUACCAAGGACCACCUCCACAACAAGGCUAUCCACCCCAACAACAGCAGUACCCAGGACAACAGGGUUAUCCAGGACAGCAACAGGGCUAUGGUCCUUCACAGGGUGGUCCUGGUCCUCAGUAUCCUAACUAUCCACAGGGACAAGGUCAACAAUAUGGGGGUUACAGACCAACACAGCCUGGACCACCACAGCCCCCCCAGCAGAGGCCUUAUGGAUAUGACCAGAUAUAUUUGGGUUCACUCCCCAAAUACCCACAACAGAUGGUACUGGACCAGGCUGAAGCUGAAAUUUAGUCUGGUAGGUACUUGAUACUUGAGCUACAUUUAGCAAGAAUACUGUAUUGGAAGGAGUGGCCAGGACUUGAACCAGGCAGUAUGAUAUAAGAUGGGAGCAGCUCAAGCAGCAACUUAACUUCUGGGCGAAACAUCUGCCCCAGAACUUAUCUGCUACUCUGUAGUUACACUUUACUAAGUGAUAAGUCUUACCUUACCUGUUUUUCAAAUGUUUUACGGCAAUGAGCAUUUUUCCCAUAAAUGUAUAUAAUUGCUUAUAUAUGAUUUGUUUGGCAUAUGUUAUUGAAGGAAUUGUAUGCUUCAGUCACUCUUCAGUACUCUUGACAUAAGGAUGAGUAAGAUGGUCAAUGUACUCAAGUUGUUUGAAAAAUAGCAAAUCAAUUAUAACUUAUAUUAUCUCAUUUUAUGUUUACUAGGGGAGCAUUGACACUCACCGGUUUAUAAUUCUAAAAAGUCCUGUCCCAUAGCUUCUCUUAUUUAUAGGUGUCAUAACAGAUGAAAUAGGAAUUAAUGUUAACCACAAGGAAGUUGUGAUUCAAAGGUGGAGAUGUUGUUCUCCUACCUCAUAUGAGUGAUGAAGUUGAUUCUCAGAUGGCUUUUUAAGACUCAAAUAGCAAGUGAGCAAUAGAUUUGGAACUUAAGUUUAGCUUUCAUAUUUAGAUAACAUAAGAUGAAAUAAUCUCCAAUUUGCUGCUCAGCAUUAACUUAUAUUUCUGUUUUAGACCUCUUAUUAUAAAAUCUUGAAAUACUAAAAAAGAAUAGUCUACUCAACUCCUGUGUGCCCAUCACCAACUUCAACAGUUAAUACUUUCCUUUUGUCAUUCUUACCUACCUAACCACCUUAUUUGUUUCAUUUCAGAGUAUUUUAGAGCAGAUCAUUUUCCCACAGAUAUUUCAAGAUGAGCUUUGACUUUAAAUUUUACUGAAAAAUAAUACAAAAUUUCUUACAUUUUAAAUGCAUUCUAUUAUAUAGUAAUAUUUGAUAAAUUAAUAAGUAUAUAUACGCCAGUGGCAAUGUAAACUUUAGUGUAUUGUUUCUUUAGUUCAGAAAUAUUUCAAUUCUAAAGUAUUUUCUUGAGUCACAUUUUAUGUGGUUAAGAGGAAAAAAUUUAGACAAAGGAGACAAUUAGAUGCUUCUAGUGAGUAUUGUUUUGGGAAAAUAGGUGCUUUUAUAAGCAUCUAUUUUAAGCACAUUAAAAAUGUUCUAAUAAAAUACACAUUCUAUAGUAUGUUCUUCUGUUUUAGAGGAAAAGACAUUGCUUCUCUUCUCCCAAACUAAUACUAAAUGCCUGUUGGACAUUAUUUACCUUUCUCAUAGAGUUUUGCUACUUCCUCCUGUCCUUUGUGUCUCUGUUCUCUACUUCUCUUUCAUUCUGUAGCCUACAAGUCUUCAAGUCUACUAUUUUAGAAAAAACAGAAACAAAAUAAACUUUCCUUGGUUUUCUGUCCCAGCAGCCUCCCUGAAUACCUCCUGAUACUUCAUUGACCUCAGGGAAAGUUCUGAAUUCCUUAGUGUAGAUACAAGGUUCUUUACUUUUUUUUUUUUUUUGACAGGCAGAGUGGACAGUGAGAGAGAGAGACAGAGAGAAAGGUCUUCCUUUGCCGUUGGUUCACCCUCCAACGGCCACAACGGCCGGCACACCGCGCCUAUCCGAAGGCAGGAGCCAGGUGCUUCUCCUGGUCUCCCAUGUGGGUGCAGGGCCCAAGGACUUGGGCCAUCCUCCACUGCCUUCCUGGGCCACAGCAGAGAGCUGGCCUGGAAGAGGGACAACCGGGACAGAAUCCGGUGCCCCUACUGGGACUAGAACCCGGUGUGCCAGCGCCGCAAGGUGGAGGAUUAGCCUACUGAGCCGCGGCGCUGGCCUGGUUCUUUACUUUUUAUCUCCUAGACACCUUUCCUUCUUCACUUGCAACCUAUCCCAAAUGCCUUUGAUGUUCAUUCAUAGUAAUAAUUAUAACAAGCCAAACCCACAAAAUUGUCAUUCUUAACACAUGGUUUAUAUGCUAAAAUGUAUCAUAUCAGAGUUGACAAUUAAAACUACUCAUUUAUUCCUGCUCAGUUCAAUUCAGAAUUCUCCAAACAUUUGAAUUCCGAUUAUGUGACAGGUACUGUUGUAGAUUCAUUUGCUAAUCUUUCGAAUGUUUUGAAAUUGAAAUCUGUUUUCAAUUGUAUAUAAUAUCAGAAGAAAUUAAGUAGAGCUAAAUAGCCAAAUAUAUGAAAGUUUUUGUCUGUUGUGGAUAUGAGAAUGUUAAAAAUGAUUUAUUAUUUUCUGUGGUCAAACUAUUAUCUAAUUAUGUUUUAAAAUUUUUCUUUUAGGGACAGUAUGGAAAUUACCAACAGUGAAACAGUACUUACAUUCCAAUAGCCAGUAUCUAUUAGCAGCCAUAUUGUCACCUCAGCACUGUGGA
Messenger RNA from Oryctolagus cuniculus (rabbit), 3912 nucleotides. NCBI's taxonomy places the organism in Eukaryota, Metazoa, Chordata, Mammalia, Lagomorpha, Leporidae. The record is from RefSeq and is a predicted model, not a curated record.